AUGACGUAUAAAACAUAUCAAAGGAUUAGAGCACGUGGCUACGAACCACGGUGUCGGGGGUUCGAAUUCCUCCUCGCCCACAACCAGCCAAAAAAGGGAAGGAUUUUUCCCUCUAGGGGUAUGAAAAUCAUGAUCGGGCUAGUGGACCCAAAGCUAUGGAACUU
Messenger RNA from Sphenostylis stenocarpa, 164 nucleotides. The record is from the annotation of a GenBank genome assembly. NCBI's taxonomy places the organism in Eukaryota, Viridiplantae, Streptophyta, Magnoliopsida, Fabales, Fabaceae.